Messenger RNA from Puntigrus tetrazona (Sumatra barb), 1722 nucleotides. RefSeq names its product tyrosyl-DNA phosphodiesterase 2b (gene tdp2b). Gene Ontology annotation, biological process: double-strand break repair. The transcript is spliced from 7 exons. The record is from RefSeq and is a predicted model, not a curated record. Gene Ontology annotation, molecular function: protein binding; 5'-tyrosyl-DNA phosphodiesterase activity; single-stranded DNA binding. Gene Ontology annotation, cellular component: PML body; cytoplasm. The coding region runs from base 573 to 1628 and encodes 351 amino acids. NCBI's taxonomy places the organism in Eukaryota, Metazoa, Chordata, Actinopteri, Cypriniformes, Cyprinidae.
AUACAAUAUGAUAUGCGGUGUUGGGCAUGUUACGUUUUUACUAAAUUUACUUAACUUCUCACAAAUCUAUCAAAUUCUAAAUAUUAUUGUAAAUAUUUUCAACUCUCUAUGGACACCUUGGAAAAAGAAUCGGCAUAGUAUUUUUAUAGCAUUAUAAUAUGUUGUGCUAAUUCAGCAUUGUAAGAUGAUAUAACCUUAAUAAUUAGAAUAAAUAAUAAUAAAUCACGUUGUCUGCGUUCGCUCAAAUUGAUUUGCUGAAUCCCAAAGGAAGGAUCGACAGGGAAAUACAAUGAAGAAUAUUGUUUACAUGUAGCGUGUCAAUCCUGUGUUUUAUAUGAGACUCUCUAGCUCUGUAUGCAUCUUUGCGUAUGCGAGUCAAAGCGCCGGUGACCCGUGAGCCUUCACACUAGAGCAGGGGUCACGAAGUUCGGUGCAGAGUUUAGCUCCAACCCUAAUCAAACACACCUGAAGCAGUUAAUCAGGGUCUUACUAUAGGUAUACUUCUAGGCAGGUGUGUUGAGGCAAGUUGGAACUAAACUCUGCAGGACACCGGCCCUCCGGCUUUAAGUUUGAUGACCCCUGCACUAGAGUUUAUGGUACGUCAAAUACAAAGAGCACUGAACUCUUUCUUCGAGGCUCAUAUGGACUCGGUCUUUGAUGUUGAGGAGGAUGCAGAGGAAACUAAAGAUGUGUCUGGAAAUAAGAGAAAGGAGAUGAAUUCCUCAGAUACUGCUGAUACUUUAGGAACAAAGAAGAAAUUUAAGGCGGACAAGAUGGAUUGCAUUGACCUGACAGCUGAGGAACCUACCUGCUCCAGCAGUGUGAUCCCCCAAGAAAGUCGGGCUGAAAGUGUUGUAACCCAGUCUAAUACGGAGGACAGCAAGCUCUCUGUCAUCAGCUGGAACGUGGAUGGUUUAGACACCUUAAGUCUUGCAGAGCGCGCCAGGGGCUUGUGUUCGUAUCUAGCUCUAUACACACCAGAUGUGGUCUUUCUUCAAGAACUCAUUCCAUCUUAUAUUCAGUAUCUUAAGAAACGUGCCGUCAGCUACUUGUUUGUUGAAGGAAGCGACGAUGGAUACUUCACAGGAAUAAUGUUGAAGAAAUCCAGAGUAAAAUUUCUGGAAAGUGAGAUCAUCUGUUAUCCUACAACACAAAUGUUGAGAAAUCUAUUAGUUGCUCAGGUGACUUUCUCAGGUCAGAAGCUGUACGUGAUGACAUCACAUUUAGAAAGCUGUAAGAACCAAUCAGAGGAGAGAAUGAAACAACUGCGAGUUGUGUUUCAAAAGAUGAAGGAAGCACCAGAAGACGCUACUGUCAUUUUUGCCGGGGACACCAAUCUCAGAGACUCUGAGGUGGUAAAGGUGGGAGGUUUGCCUCCAGGUGUGUUUGAUGUUUGGGAGCAGCUGGGCAAACAGGAGCACUGCCGAUACACCUGGGACACCAAAGCAAACAGCAAUAAGACUGUGCCUUACAUCAGCAGAUGUCGUUUCGACCGCAUCUUCCUUAGGUCUGCUAAAACCGGCCCAAGAGUCGCUCCUGACCACAUGGUCCUGGUCGGAAUGGAGAAACUGGACUGUGGCCGUUACACCAGUGAUCACUGGGGAAUUUACUGCACUUUCAAAACAUGACUAUAACAUCCCCAAGGACUACAUGUCUCUCUUAUAGAAGCUGGUUUUAAAGAGUGUUUGUACCAAAAUAAAGAAGGAGAAGAGUGCCUACAAA